AUGUCUCCAAUGCCAUGCGCGCAGGCGCCUUGUGAAAUGUCGCCGGGCUGUAUGUCUUCUGGCCGCCUGUCCCCGGGCCACGCGUCUCAGGGCCGCAUGUCCCCAGUGCAGAUGCGCCAGAUGCCCCAGAUCCCCUGUGGCGCGGUUUCGCCCUGUGCUGCUUCCCCUCGAGCAGCCUCGCCGGUGGUAGAGGCGCGGCGGUGCCAGUCUCCCUACAUGCAGGCGACCGUGCCCGGGCCCGUGGGGCCCCAUGGGCCCCAUGGGCCGCCUCAUGGGCUCGCGGGCCCGGGGCCGCAGGCCCGGGGGCCGGCGGCGCAGCAACCGCCCUUUAACAUGCAGGUGCCAGGCGCGCAGGGAAACCAGUCGAUGAGAGAGUCGAUGGCGCCCCCGGCCUUUGCCUUCGGCCAGUCCUUUCAGGCGCCGAGCCCUCACGGGGCCUCGCCCUCGAGCUCGCCUCCCGUGCCCGGCUCGCCGCAGGUCAUGUACCCUGGCCAGCCAGGUCUGCAGAUGCCUUAUGGCGCAGUGCCCUUUCAGCCUGCGCCUGAGCUGCCGCAGGGCUGGCAGCUGUGGGAGGAUCAUGGGCAGCCACAAAGCAUGUCCGCAAGCACCAGGACCAUCGUCCCGCAGCCCGCGUCGCCUUGGCUGGGCUCUGCGCCGCCAGUCCAGGCCAUGCAGCCAGCCAUGCCGGUGAUCACCAUGCCCGGUGAGGCGAUCCCUGGCUUGGGCCCCGAGGUCGUGCCGCAGACUAUGCCUAGCCACGGAGAGGCAAGCAGCUACGUGCCGUCUGAGGGGCAGCUGGUUGGCAAGGCCAUCCGGCUGCCAGGUGCCAGCGAGGUCGACUGGAACCCACAGCCAGAUGCCGAGAUCUCCAGCAUACAUGUCCUUUCACCCCAGCCGGAGGAGAAGGACAACAGCCAGCAGGAUAUCCUGGAACACUGUCGCGACACUGCGAAACUGGUGAAGCAGCUCGCCUCAGUUCUGAAGGGCCUGGAGGCAGAUGUCGAGAGCUUGCGCCGAGAGAACCACAGCCUCCGCAAGACGGUGCUAGACGCUGUUCCGCCGAGGUCUAGCCAGCCUGAGACCGAGCGGAGGCCGCCAGAGGUGGAUCGCAGGCCGGAAGCUGACGAUCCCGAGGUAACAGUGAUGGCCUCCUCCAUGUCUUCGAAUCCACCAGCCAACCCGCUGCAGACGAGGUCUACACCUCCACCCUCAGCACGGCUGCAGCAGCCUUUGCAGCAGUGGGAGCAGCCGCAGCCGCAGCAGCCGCAGCAGCCGCAGCAGCCGCAGCAGCCGCAGCAGCCGCAGCAGCUGCAGCAGCCGCAGCAGCCACAGCAGCCACAGCAGCCACAGCCACAGCAGCCGCAGCCGGCGCUGCCGCCGCCGGCGCCGCCGCAGCCGACGCCACAGCAGACGCCGCAACCGCAGGAGCGUUCGCUAGCCAUUCCGGCUGCGCAGCUCAACCAGACAGGACCUGCGGCUGCAAAGGUUGCGAACACCUCAGAGCCCAAGAAGCGCACAGGCAGUCAUUCCGGCAGCGGAGGUCGAGAACCUCUUGACAGCGACGGUGCCUGGGAGGUAGCGCAGGAGGCAUCGUAUGCCGAGAAGCCAAUGAUCCGAAUCCCAACGCCAGAGCAGGUGCAGCGGCAGGCACCUUGGGCUGUGGACCAGGCAAUUUGGCUGGGCGAGGAUGUGGAUCGGCUUGCAGGGCAGGUCCACAUUCUUGACAAGGACACGAUUAUCUCGGCGUUUUCCGCCGUGGAGGGCUUGAACCGAGGCACCUUCAAGUGCAACGAUGAUUUUUGCGUCGUGUACUCUGCUUCAAGCAGAGGCUACUACCUGCUGUAUCGGCAAGGCCUGAAGGACCAGGCCCUGGCGAUAGCGGAGGAGCCACAGGUGCAGGCCAGCCAGGAGCACGCUCCGCCGGAAGUGCAAGGCACCUUGCUUGAGCCGCGCUUGGAGGACUUGGUGCAGGCCAUAGUGGAGAGCGCCAACGCGGACGAGCCAGCGCCAGCUGAGGAGCUCUUGCGCCAGGCGCUGCAUCUGGGUCCCGUGCCCGAGGCUUACGAUCCGCUGAUUCUCUCCUACGACCGAACAAGGCAACCAGCGAAGGCAGAGGAGUGGCUUUGGCGUGCUCUUCAAGCCGGCGUUGUUCCCCGAGAGGAGAGCUUUGUGGCUGUGAUCAGCGCGGGCUGCAAGCAGGGCGCUGCCGUCAAGGUGGAGGACACCAUGACCCAGAUGAUGCACCUCCGCAUUCGGCCGCCCAGGGAGGUGUUUGACAAGGUGAUCGGCAUCUUUGCCAAGCAGCGCAAUCCCAUCAAGGUAGAGGAAUGGCUGCUGAACGCUGGCCAAUCUGGCUGGACGCCUCAGCAGGCGGCCUUCGAGGCUGUGGUGCGUUUGUAUGCAGAAGUCGAUGCGAUGAAAGCUGAGGAGUGGCUUCGGCGAUCGCAGGAGACAGAGUAUCGCUUGCCGGACUCCUGUUACCACCCGGUGAUCAUUGGAUUCGUGCGCAGCGGCAACCCCGACAAGGCGGAGGACGUGCUGUCCAUGAUGAAAGCCACCGGCCAUCACAUCGAUGAAGCGCUUCUUCAGGAGGUCAUUGGCCUUCAUGCAGAGGUGGGCAACUCCCUGCGGGCAGAGAACCUUCUGGAGACCUACGCGCCCAGCUCCGGUCACUUGGAUGAGCUGCGCCUGUCCGUCAUCGACAGCGCCUUCCGAUCAGGCGACCUGGAAGUGGCAGAGCGGCAGGUGUUGCACAUGGUUGACCCUGAACCUGUCCGCACUCAGCAGAUUGCCAACCAGCUGAUGGAGCGGGGCGAGCUGGGCAGGGCCAAGGCAGUUUUGGAGCACAUUUGCGCCGUGAACUGCGAGCCUCCGCCGGAGCUCUCCACGCAGCUCCUUUCCACCUGCGCGCAGCUCGGGGAUGUCGCAGGGGCCGAGGCUGCAGCUCAGCUGCUGCUCCAAAGCGGGCCUCUGAGCGACAUGCAGGUCUCCCUCCUGCGGCAAAGUCUAGGUGGGGACCGAGCCGAAGAGCUGCUACGCGACGGGGCCAGAAACCCGCGGAGGGAGGCGGCAAGCGGCAGAGUCGUCAACGGAAAGUCGCCUUCCAAGCGCAUUCCGGCGCGCUCACAGACCCUGGCAAAGAACCAGAAGCCGUCGGGCCCAACGAGCCCGCCGAAGUCGGGCGCUCCCAAGGCGGUGCCAAAGCAGAAGUUUGCCAUGGGCGGAACUUCCUCCAGGGGCCGAACAGCCUUGAGCAGCAGAUGACGAGAGGCUGCAGGAUUAGAGAUCGCUUUGAGCCGUGCUCGCGAUGAAGGGCCGUCUGGUAGCCUUUUGAUGCUUUAGCAAAGCCACCUGCACCCACAAGUCGAUUUGGUCCACUGA
Messenger RNA from Effrenium voratum, 3381 nucleotides. The record is from the annotation of a GenBank genome assembly. NCBI's taxonomy places the organism in Eukaryota, Dinophyceae, Suessiales, Symbiodiniaceae.